Messenger RNA from Prorocentrum cordatum, 330 nucleotides. NCBI's taxonomy places the organism in Eukaryota, Dinophyceae, Prorocentrales, Prorocentraceae. The record is from the annotation of a GenBank genome assembly.
AUGUGCAGGCGAUCCAUCAUCGCGCGCAUGAUUCCCAACGCGGAUUACUCGACACUCCAUUCGGGAGCACUCCAUUCGGGAGCACUUCUCCGUCAACCGGCACAGGUCGUACAUGGGCGCACACGGGAAGGCGCCAGGUACUUGAACUUCUACGUCAAGCAUCUGGGGCGAGCCGGGUUUGCUGUCGGAGGGUUGCUGGGAGAGGAUGACCACACGGACGCGGAGACGCCCACGCAGGCGUGCUCCCAGCACCUGUCCCUCUUAGCACAGGGCGCGGACCUGGACAACCACGGCUCGGAGCUGUCGGUUGCGGAGGCGAGCUUCGACUGA